Molecule: messenger RNA, 862 nt
Organism: Ipomoea nil (Japanese morning glory)
Lineage: Eukaryota; Viridiplantae; Streptophyta; Magnoliopsida; Solanales; Convolvulaceae
Product: polyadenylate-binding protein 2-like
Exons: 6
Coding region: 53-655 (200 amino acids)
Molecular function (GO): RNA binding
Source: RefSeq, a predicted model, not a curated record
GGAAGACAAGUUAUAUCGGGGGGCGGAGCGAGCCACCGAGAGGGAGGUCGCGAUGGAUGGCGGCGACGACGACGUGGAAAUGGCCGCAGCGGCGGAGGCCGGAGCUGCCGUGGAAUUGGAUGAGAUGAAAAAGAGGUUGAAGGAAAUGGAAGACGAGGCGGCGGCGCUCCGCGAAAUGCAGGCCAAAGUUGAGAAGGAAAUGGGUGCUGUUUCAGACCCUUCUUCUGCUGCUGCGAGCCAAUCGAAUAGGGAAGAAGUCGAUUCUCGUUCCGUCUUUGUUGGCAAUGUGGAUUAUUCAUGCACCCCUGAGGAAGUGCAGCAGCACUUCCAGGCAUGCGGUACUGUAAAUAGAGUUACUAUCCGUACUAAUAAGUUUGGGCAACCAAAGGGAUAUGCCUACGUUGAAUUUCUUGAACAAGAAGCUGUUCAAGAGGCCCUUCUUCUGAAUGAGUCUGAGCUUCAUGGCCGCCAACUAAAGGUAUCGGCAAAACGAACUAAUAUUCCUGGCAUGAAGCAUUUCCGUCCACGACGUCCCAAUCCUUAUAUGGGCUUUCGGGGCAGGACACCAUACCCAGCUCCUUUCUUCUAUACUCCUUAUGGAUAUGGGAAGGUUCCUAGGUUCAGGGCACCAAUGCGUUACAGUCCUUACUUCUGAGGCUUUGGUUUUACCAUAUAAAUUUCAUGCAACAAAUGGAUAGAUCAGAGUCUUGAAAGCUCUAAUAUCUGUCCGUGUAUGUCUACUUGUCACUUGGGGUAUCUUGAUUUAUGUUUAUCCUGAGAUUGAUCUUACAUUUGGCUUGGUUAAUAUCAUGAUUUAGUUUUCUGUCAUAAAAUUGUUUGGUUGAACUGCAUCCUUGAGUUA